AGCGUGCUUAGGGAAGUCGCUCGACUCUUGGAUCCUACUGGUUUGCUAUCCCCCGUAGUAAUAACGGGGAAGGUUUUCAUUCAGAAGAUGUGGUCUGUGGGGUUGUCUUGGGACACUCCAUUACCCGACGACCUUCGUGAGGAAUGGCUGAGGUAUCGUUCCAAGCUUAAGGCUCUGAAUCAAGUUCGAAUCGAGCGGUGGUUGGGUAUGGUGCGACAUGGCCGGACCACGUUACAUGGGUUCUGCGAUGCCAGCUCAUAUGCAUACGCGGCCGUGAUCUACAUAAGGACAAUAGACGAUUCCCACGCAACGCCGCUCUCGCUCCUUACUGCACGCACGAAAGUGGCUCCACUCAAAGGCUCAACCAUACCACGACUUGAACUCUCGGCAGCAGUGUUGUUAGCGGAAACCCUCCGGCAUGUGCAAUCGGCCCUGAGCAUGUCCGAAGCUCCAUACAUUCUGUGGUCGGACUCUGCAAUUGUAUUAUGCUGGCUUAAGAAGCAACCAUCAACCUUGAAACCAUUUAUAUCAAACCGUGUUCGCAGGAUUCAAGAGUUGACAUCUCCAGAUCGAUGGCGUCACAUUCGUUCGGCGCAGAAUCCCGCUGAUUGUGCUAGCAGGGGCAUAACACCGCAAGAGCUGCUACAUCACCCACUUUGGUGGCACGGACCCGGUGAGCUAGAUAGCUCCGCGCUAUAUAGUACGGACAUACCCCUCAGCCCGGACGAGUCAAAGGUACUUCACGCUGAGGAGCGAACAGUAUCGUGCCUGGUCGGAGUGCAUCUGGUCCGACCAUUGGAAACGCGCAGGCCAGAUGGCCAUGUCAUCUCGUUGACUGAACGCUUCAGUUCCAUGCAGCCGUUACUAAGGACGGUGGCCGUCCUGCUACGAUGGUUACCGAGACGUCGACACUUUCGUCAACCUGUUGUAAGUGCACGGAAGUUAGAUGCUGCACUAGACAUUUUGAUCCGGUUGGAGCAAGCAAGUAAUUUCGCGUCCGAAAUUAAGCAGCUGAAGGCCAGCUCAGGUUUGUCAUCUUCAAGUAAGAUUCUCUCAUUAAAUCCCUUCUUAGAUGAGCACCUGCUCCUACAUGUUGGAGGUCGUCUCCACAAGGCGGAAGUUGAGCACGAUCAGCGAUUCCCGAUGAUCUUGCCGAGAUGCAGUCCUCUCGUGCACCUCUCAAUCCGACAAGCUCAUGAAACAACGCUACAUGGAGGAGCACAGCAGACGCUGCAUACACUUCGUCGCCGUUUUUUAAACGCAAGACAAGCUGUCAAGUCUUUUAUACACCACUGCGUCGUAUUUCGACGUCACCGAGGGGUGCUCCUCAAGCAGCAAAUGGCUUCGUUACCCGGGCAGCGAGUUAAACCUGCAAGACCAUUUGUAUCCGCUGGGGUGGAUUAUUGUGACCCUUUCACUCCACGUGUUGGCACAAAACGCUCUCGCACUCUCGUGAAGACAUACUUGGCUAUUUUUGUAUGCAUUGCGACUAGAGCCGUUCACAUCGAGGUGGUGGAUGAUCUGUCUGCGCAAGCCUUCCUCGACGCUUUUACACGCUUUACCAGUCGGCGGGGUCCUUGCCGCGACUUAUACAGCGAUAACGGCACGGCAUUUGUGGGUGCGAAUCGACUGCUCCAGGAAGACGUGGCGGCAUGGAACAAUGAGAACAAUCAACGGUCGUUAGCGAGCAUGGGCACCCAGUGGCAUUUCAUCACUCCUAGUGCACCACACCAGGGUGGUCUCUGGGAGGCUGCGGUUAAGUCUGCCAAGCAUCAUCUGGUCCGCUGUGUGGGUUCUCAGACAAUGUGGUACACCCAAUUGCAGACCCUGGCCGCGCGUAUAGAAGCGUGUCUCAAUUCUCGUCCGAUCACUCCACUGUACGAUGACCCAGACGAGAAGUUUGCAUUGACACCAGGGGACUUUCUCAUCGGAGCACCGCUUUUAGCUGUGCCGGAGCCAGACAUACGCGAGAUUCCCACCAAUCGCUUGAAGCAGUGGCAGUGG
Messenger RNA from Rhagoletis zephyria (snowberry fruit fly), 2004 nucleotides. RefSeq lists its product as uncharacterized. NCBI's taxonomy places the organism in Eukaryota, Metazoa, Arthropoda, Insecta, Diptera, Tephritidae. Gene Ontology annotation, molecular function: nucleic acid binding. Gene Ontology annotation, biological process: DNA integration. The record is from RefSeq and is a predicted model, not a curated record.